CUGGGCCUGGCGGGGGCGAGGCUUCCCAUGGCCGCCAAUUCCUCCCUCCUCCCCCCCUUCCCCUCCUGGCUAGCCACAGGUUUGAGGGAGCAGCGGCGGAGCGACCACCUGUGAGGAGCAUGCGCGCAACGAAGGAGGAUGUUCUGUGAAAUCCUAGGAAAUGGAUCUAGUCUCUUUGAAAUGUUUGCUUCAACAGCCUAAUGGAAGAAUCUUUCUGAAGAUUGGGACAGCAGUUUUUUUAAAAAAUUGAGCUUCUACCUGCUAUGGAACAAAGUGAGAAUCAACAAGGAUCCUCAUCAGAGAUUCAAGAUGAAAGCAGAAGCAACACAAGACUUUUGCCUAGCCCAGCUGCUGCUGUCAAAGGGGAAAUAAAGAAAUAUGCAGUUACAGAUGACUAUAAAAUCUCUAAACGGGUUUUGGGCCUUGGUAUUAAUGGAAAAGUAUUGGAAUGUUUUCACAAAGUGACAGGACGGAAAUGUGCUUUAAAGCUCUUGUAUGACAGCCCAAAAGCACGACAGGAAGUGGAUCAUCACUGGCGAGCUUCAGGCUGUCCCCAUAUUGUCCAUAUCUUGGAAGUUUACGAGAAUAUACACCAUGGGAAGAGAUGCCUUCUAAUCAUCAUGGAGUGCAUGGAGGGAGGGGAACUCUUCACUCGAAUCCAGGAGCGAGGAGACCAAGCUUUCACGGAAAAAGAAGCCUCCGAAAUAGUGAGAGACAUUGGAACAGCCAUCCAACAUCUUCAUGGGAUGAACAUAGCUCACAGAGAUGUCAAGCCAGAAAACCUUCUUUAUACAUCCAAAGAGAAAGAGUCAGUGCUUAAGCUCACAGAUUUUGGGUUUGCUAAAGAGACAACCAUACAGAAUGCACUGCAGACUCCUUGUUACACUCCUUACUAUGUGGCCCCAGAAGUACUUGGUCCUGAGAAAUAUGACAAAUCCUGUGAUAUGUGGUCUCUUGGUGUCAUCAUGUAUAUUCUUUUGUGUGGGUUCCCUCCAUUCUAUUCCAAUACUGGCCAAGCCAUUUCCCCAGGAAUGAAAAGAAGAAUUCGGAUGGGGCAAUAUGGAUUUCCAAAUCCUGAAUGGUCAGAAGUAUCUGACGAAGCCAAGCAGCUCAUUCGUCUAUUGCUGAAAACUGACCCAACAGAGAGGAUGACCAUUUCUCAAUUUAUGAAUCAUCCCUGGAUUAACCAAUCCAUGGUGGUGCCACCGACCCCUCUUCACACUACUCGAGUCCUGCAAGAAGAUAAAGACCACUGGGACGAAGUGAAGGAGGAAAUGACUAGUGCUUUGGCGACCAUGAGAGUAGACUAUGAUCAGGUAAAAAUUAAAGAUUUGAAAAUAUCCAACAAUCGACUCCUCAACAAACGACGUAAGAAACAAAAACAAGGAGGCACCUCAACUGCAUCAGCUGGCUGUAACAACCAAUAAAGACGAGAGAAAUAAAAUGAAAUAAUUAGUUGAACUGAAAUCAUCACACAAAGGAUACAUAACUGAAACACGAAUGUGGGUGAUGAGAACUUUUUAUUUCAACGCAACUGGGCCUUUUUCUACAAAGAAUUUUGUUAACCAUUCUAUUACAUUUUAGUAUACUUUACAUAAGGAGCUGCAACAAACCUUAGAAUAUCAGUGAAAUUGGAUAAAUAAAUAUUUCUUGUGGUAAUGCGGGUUCAGUGCUUAUAAAAGCACAAUCACAACAAGCAAUUCUAAAUCCCUUUUUUCAUAUAAAGCAAUUAAGAGCAUCCAUCUGCUUAACUCUCAGAUGAAUUCAUAAGGACAUAAAUGUGCUUAAUUUAGACUGGAUUAUGCUGAAUCCAUUCAAGAGAAAUAGAUUAAACCAUGCAUAAAGCAAAAAAAUCAGGUUAUUACAAGAAGCAAUCAGAAAGUUAUGAAAAAGUAAGUUUUUCAUAUAUUUUUGUUUGAUUUUCAUUGUUCAUUUCUAUUGUAUUUAAUGUUCUUAUCAGUUUAAUGCUCUUAUUUUAUACACCAUCCAUCUGCAUAAGGAAGCAUCGCUUUUUAGUCUUUUACAAUUUAAGGUUUAAGGGAUUAUUACAAGCUUGCUUCCAUUCUUACGUUCAGAUCAUGUAGAUAAGAACAGUGUAGUCAGUCAUAUGUGAAGUGGGCACACAUUUUUUUCAACCACAGGAAACUUCCGCUGGCUACCUUGUAGGAUCCACAUAGCAAAAAAACAAACAGGUAUGAAUACAGUUGCUACAUUUUACGAUUUAGAUGUACCAUUUCCUUGUUUACAUAUAGGCCGUAGUUUAUUUUUAUCACAUAUUUUUUCAACCGUUUACUUUUUUAAAUUAAGUAUCAGAGAUUAAUAUAUAGCAUUAAUCAACCAAAAUAUCAUUGUUUAUGUCAGCAUCCACAAUUUUGCACAAAGAUUUUAGCUGAAAUUUUAUACAGUUCAGAAGGAAAUGAUUCCCAGAUGCACUAUGAUUUUUUUACUAAAAGAACCACAAUAUAGCUAUCAGGGUAUAGCUAGAGGGCACACUUUUUACAUUCUUUUCCAGCAGUAGAGAGUUUCCAGUGGUCUGGGGUUGACAUGGUGGCAUCAUCAGAGAGGACAGAGGUAGAAUCACCCCUUCCCUUCUUGUGAUGUUGUUUUUAAAAACGUAUUAAACCAAUUGGCCCUACUUCACCUAUUUUAUUUAUAUUCCUUUUAUUUAGCUAUUGAUUAAUUUCCAUGAGAAAUCUUGGGAAACUACUACCAGAAAAUAAAUGGUUACAAUUGCAGUUUCCUGAGAUAAGGUAUUAUUUUGGCUAUUCUGUGAACUGGGAGAUAUAGUACUUUCAUGUACUGUCCACAUGUAAAAAGUUUAAAACAUGGGCACAUGCCAUGAGUACUUCUAAAUUCCAAGAGGAAAUUUGCAAAUUUCACACACACACACACACACAUUACUACAGUUGUUUUUAUGUAUCAUAUAUUAUUUCUUAAUACCCUGUAGAUUAGGGUGGAUAGGAUAACAAAAAUUGAAAUCACUCAAGUAAUUCUUGUGGAUAUUUUUUUAGAGAGUUUAGAUAUUCCAGUAUGGCGAUAUAUGCAACAAGAAAAGCAACUGUGCCAAACACUAAACGUCUCAAACGGGGGUGUAUUUUCACACAAUAUCUCUUAAUAACCUUGUCCUGAGAAACCUGCAUUACAUACCAAUUAUCUUUAUUCAAAUCAUUUCAUUGUCCAAACAUUUUCUUUGAAAAGGGAUAUUCCUAUUCCUAUGACAAUUUCCCACACAUGCAAGUGUCCCUGGCCCUCUAGGAAGAAGGUGAGAACUAAUCCAGCCCUCUCUCUCAGCUUUCAUUUGUGCUCCAGUUUUUGAGAUGCUAACGAACAGCAGGUGCUUGUUUAUGUUAUUUCUCAUUUCUAACACUCACUACAGGAAAGAGAAACCCUUUGAUGGCCUCCGUGUUUGUCAGAGGGCUCAAGGGGGAGAUGAAGUCUUCUCCUAAUGGUACUUGUAAAAUGGCGAGAUGAUAAAUAAUUGCAGAUGAAUUGUUGUAUUCUUUACAUUCUCCAAACUAAGUCUGCUGCACAAGCCUGGAGACCAGAGAUGGAGGAAGAAAAUUUGUGGCUGUUAAACCAAAAAAUAUUGAUGACUUUCUAUUAUAUCCUUAUUCUAGAAUUAUAAGGAUUAAUCUGCAAUGAAGUAAAUUUCUAUUAAUUACAUAGGUGCCUCUCUUUGAUUUGCAAGCAUAUUAAAUUGAUGUUAAAAGCACUUCAGACUGUUUGGGAAAUUCUAACAUUUUGCAGAUAUUAAUAAAAUGGUGCUUUACCAAUUUUUUUUCUUAAA
Pantherophis guttatus is the source of this 3787-nucleotide messenger RNA. RefSeq names its product MAPK activated protein kinase 3 (gene MAPKAPK3). The record is from RefSeq and is a predicted model, not a curated record. Gene Ontology annotation, molecular function: protein kinase activity; ATP binding. NCBI's taxonomy places the organism in Eukaryota, Metazoa, Chordata, Lepidosauria, Squamata, Colubridae. Gene Ontology annotation, biological process: protein phosphorylation.